UUCCGGUAUUCGAGGUUCAACAUUUUCUGUUUGGUAAAUAUUGUCCUUUUGGCAAAUAGUGGUUGAUUUACCAUGGCAACAAGAGGACGACGUGGGAGACCAGUGUUGAACCCAGGAUUUGGAAAAGAAGAUACAAAGAAUGGAUCUACUAUACACCCUACAAUCCUAAAACAAGCGAGAAAAAGUGGACAGUUGAAUCUGUCUGGUCGUAGUCUUGCUACAGUCCCUGAUGCAGUGUGGAGCCUCUAUGCAGAUGUGUCUGAGGAAAGUAAAGAUGUCUCUCUGGACAAUUCUGAGGACAGGUGGUGGGACUCGGCUGAGUUGACUAAACUCAUCCUAGCUUCAAACUGGCUCACUUCACUUGCUGAAGGGCUGAGUAACUUCGGAGCUCUGACUGUCCUAGAUUUACAUGAUAACCGGUUGGAGUCCCUUCCUGAGGCACUUGGAGGCUUAAAAAAUCUCCAGAAGCUUGACAUAAGCCGAAACAAAAUGUUUGAAUUACCAGAAUGUGUCACGAAGGCUGUGAGUUUGAGGACUCUUCAUAUGGCUCACAACCAGGUCGCACGGAUAGAUGAACGCAUUGGCAAUCUCAACAAUCUUGAAGAUCUGGAUGUGUCCAACAACCAGCUACAAGCACUGCCUCGGAGAAUAGGGCACCUGUCCAGACUAAGCAAAUUCAAUGCCUCUAAUAAUAAAAUACAGAGACUACCACCAGACGUUGGUGCAAUGUUUGGCCUGCGAUACUGUGACCUCACACAUAAUCAGCUUGGAGAGCUACCAAACAACCUAGGCCACCUGCUGUAUCUAGAACAACUAUAUGUGCGACACAACCACCUUGCUGACAUCCCCUUACUCACCCAGUGUAGUAAGCUCAAGGAGUUGCAUCUUGGUAACAACCGUAUCCAACAAAUAACAAUGGCCCACCUAGAAUGCCUCAAGUCUGUGACAGUGUUAGAUCUACGCGACAACCAACUGACUGUACUCCCAGAAGCAAUCACUCUUCUAGAAGGGCUAGAGAGACUAGAUCUCUCCAAUAACAACCUUAUUGGGCUUCCUUUCACAUUGGGUUUAAUUGUAUCUUUGAAAUCCAUCGUCCUGGAUGGAAACCCAAUGAAGUCCAUAAGACGGGAUAUCAUUAUGAGAGGAACAAUGGAGCUGAAGAAGUAUCUGCAUAAUCGUAUAGAUGAACCUAAACCACCACCAAUCAGCUCCCAGGGUCUGGAGUCUACAGAGGGUCAGUCAGGACUCAUAGGGGGCACAGGUGAUGGGGUCAGCGCCCAUGACAUGCACACUUCCAAAUUAUUGGACUACAGUGGGAAGCAAGCCACAGACGUACCACUAGAUGUAUGGGCUGUAGCAGAAAAGUCUGGAGUCAUGACAGUUGACAUCAGUAAAAACAAGUUUUCAGACUUACCCAACAAUCUUAUGCUGCUACAGGACACUCUGAAAGUACUUAACCUUGGUUUCAACUGCUUUACGACACUUCACCAAGACAUCAGCCUUUUUAUGAACCUUGUGUCUCUAGAUCUCAGGAACAAUUCUUUAUCAGCGCUGCCUGCCGAUAUGGAAUCUCUGGAAAACAUGAGAGAUAUCUUCUUGUCCUGCAAUAGAUUUACAAGUAUCCCUCCGGUGCUUUUUGAAUUGAAGAAGCUGGAGAUACUGUUUAUAGAUAACUGUAAAGUAGACACUAUCGAUGCAGGUGGUCUUUGCUCACUACCAAGGAUUGGAACGCUAGACCUGCAGAACAACAAUAUAUCACAAGUUCCUCCUGAACUCGGCAAUUGUACCCAACUGAAGAGUUUGCUUAUUGGUGGGAAUUCCUUCCGAAACCCUAGACCAGCAGUACUAGCUAAAGGAACCCUGGCACUGUUGGAAUACCUCCGUAACAAAAUAGUUACAUGAUCUUAUCAUUGUUAUUGUCUUUUGACAUUUAUCGUUUUCUGAGCUUUUGAUCAUGAGUGAAAAUGAACUUGUCAAGAGGGAAGAAAUGAUUACAAACGUUAGUUCCCUACUAAUAUGUUCAGUCAAACAGAAUCUUGUAAAUACAACUUUGAACCUUUGAAGAUGCUAGUUUUCAAGAACUUUUUUCACUGAUGUAGAAGGUUGCAAAAAAUUUACUAUCAUUUAUUUUUCAUAACAUCAUUUGUCAAUGUUGUAGAGCUGGAGAAAGAUUUUAGCAUUUUCAUAAGUACCUGUAGUACAAACUACAAAAUCAGUCAUUGUUUUGAAUCAUUUUCACAAAGUUACAUAUCUGGACCAAACUUUAUUAUGUUACUAAGCAAAACAUAUUUUAAUGUGCUUUGAACAAUAAGAGUUCUCAAUUUAUGGAUUUUUAGCUAACCUACCCAAUAGGGCUAAGUGAGCUUAUGAAUAUUUCUGCAUGGUGCAGCAUCCAUCCCAAGUCUUUAGGUCAAAGUCUUUCUGUAUCAAAUCAUAUUUUGACUUCUUCCCGAAAUACACAGAACAGAUUUCAAUAAAAUUUUGCAGGAAGGUUCUGUGGUCAAAAGCAAUAAAACCAAAAUUGUAAAAUACAUUAGACGGGGAAAUUGAACAUGUUAUGUAUCUAAAUAAUUUCGCAUUUUUUUUUUUACCUUAACUAGCUAUACAUGUAUAUAUGUAUAUUUAUAUAGAAAUAAAACAACUCUUUA
Mizuhopecten yessoensis (Yesso scallop) is the source of this 2648-nucleotide messenger RNA. RefSeq names its product leucine-rich repeat-containing protein 40-like. NCBI's taxonomy places the organism in Eukaryota, Metazoa, Mollusca, Bivalvia, Pectinida, Pectinidae. The record is from RefSeq and is a predicted model, not a curated record. Bases 73 to 1902 code for a protein of 609 amino acids. Gene Ontology annotation, molecular function: protein binding. The transcript has 14 exons.